Anguilla anguilla (European eel) is the source of this 2643-nucleotide messenger RNA. RefSeq lists its product as uncharacterized. The record is from RefSeq and is a predicted model, not a curated record. The coding region runs from base 1276 to 2028 and encodes 250 amino acids. The transcript is spliced from 2 exons. Lineage: Eukaryota; Metazoa; Chordata; Actinopteri; Anguilliformes; Anguillidae.
AGAAUACGAAACAGUUAUUGCAGUUAUCUGUGUAUAUAUCAAGCGAUUAAGAAUAAUGAUAAUGGUCAAUGAUGUUUGGGAAGGAUGUGAUUUUUCAUCUUUUUUUCCCCCAUAUUCUCUGCUGGUCUUGUUUUCCACUUUUUAAAAGAAAAUUUGGGGCUUUUUUUAAUUAAAAAAAAAUGUUUUAUAGAAAACUGAGUGCUCCUCUCUGAAAUUAAACUAGGACUUUAAUGCAUUUUAAUUUCUAAUUAAUCAACAUCUACCGUUUUCUUUGGCAGUCAAAUGGCUUUUUCUUUGCUGUUAUACUGUUAUAACAAUAUUGUUUUCCGUGUUUACAGGUUGUUUUCAUUUUGAUUUCCAUUAUUUUUAAACAUUUAUUAUUAUUAUUAUUUUGCAGUACAAUGGGGUUGCAGCUUUGUCACUGGCUCUCUCUGUCUAUCUCUGUCUCCCUGUUUGACUACAGGUUAUUCUGAGUGUAUAUUACGUGACGACGAUGAGAGAUGAGAUGGGAUAAGAAAAGAUGAAAGAAUGCUUUCUUGCCAUGUUUUCAUUUCUCUGCAUGCGAGUGGAUCCGUAAUUAAUAUUUUAAUCCAGUCGUUGGGGAUCUAAGGCAGACAAGCCCGUUUGCUUGCAUAUCUGAAACCCAAAUAUGCAAACCUGUUAAACAGGAUAUGUGAUUGUAGAGCGUAUUACAUCGGUUAUAGGGCUAGGUGAUGAACUCACCGUGAAAAGCAAGAGAAUAAAUAUAGAUUAUUCAGUGUCGGGAAGGAUGCAUACUGCCUUAGCAUUCAUGAUCAUCAGUUUUCGAAUUUUAGUUCCCCUUUGAGUAUUCCCCUUUCAAACGUAAUGUUCUUUAUAUUUAAAUCUAGUUCGAAUUGCGAAUACACGCUCGACAAUAACGAAAUUACGCACUUUCCUGUAGUAUUGCGAAUAUAUUGUUAUGCUAUAUUUAGACCUUCCUCUCCGUAUUUUAAUUUUCUCUCAAUCUUAACCCUAUAAUGAAGACGGACUCUACUGCGGUGAGUGGAAUCAGCAGGGAAAAGAAAGUUUUUUGAUCAGCCAAAUGUCAAAGACGUGCAUAAACUGCGGAAACUCCUUUCAAAAAUCGCGCACACGCCCAAACACAAUUAACUCAGUUUUGAUUUCCAAGUCAACUGUUGUUCGUCUCUGAAAGCCUGCGUAUUUUAAUGGGUUGACAGGGACGGCUACAAUACAAGCUUGGCCAGACGCUUUGCCUAAUCCAGAGUCAUAAGCAUUCCCAUUUUGGAUCCCACCAUGGUCAUUCCCUCUUCCAGUGAUAAGCCUGAAACACUGAAUGAAUUGACCCGUCUGAGAGACUCUGAAUUUGGUCAGCCCCACCCCAGACAUGGGCUGAGGCUCCUCUAUUGGCUCGCCUGUGAAUGCAUCAGUUAUGACGACAGUUUGGCGACUCUCCUGUACAUGCCCGAUAGAGGUGACUAUGGGUUUCACUACUUCAAGAAUCGAGAGAACAUUCUGCCUUCUCCAAAAGAGGAGUACUUCUACUACGAGGUAGGCAACCUCAAUAAGCCAAAUGCCCAGGCCUUGCCCUCCUACAUUAGGGUAAACUACAACAGCAAUUGUGCUGACAGCAACAGUGACCGCGUCAUCCUCAGCGUGGGCCCCUGCAAUAUUAUUGACAGGAUAUACGUCACUGAGCACCAGGGAAAGGGGAGUUUUGACAGAGAGCGCACGUAUCGCAUCAGUAAAGGCCUGAUGAACGUAAUAAAGAACCUGGAGCUGUCAGCAUUUCUGAAUAAGAUGGGGGAAGAUCCAAACAUUAGACAAACCAAUCAAGCCUACACUCCCUCCACAGUGAGCAACGUGGCGUCCCCUUCACAAACACCAGAUCACGUUACCAUACCUGUCCCUGAAUCCCCAAGACGAGAUCACGUUACCAUACCUGUCCCUGAAUCCCCAAGACGAGAUCACGUUUCCAUACCUGUCCCUGAGCCUCGCAGCCAACCUCAACGUAGCACAGGAUUCUGGGAUUAUUGCACCAUACUCUGAGCUGUUCCACGUGCCUUUCUGGCAUCAUGGCACAUUCCAGUCCUCCGCAACUGUGUUACUGAGCAGCUUCUCUGCUGCUGGAGUCUUUGAAGGACAAUUCUUUAUUUUUUUAAGGCUUUCCACAUAAAUUCAAUAUCUACCAACAGCUUUCUCAUCUUCCUCAUCCUCAUUUUCCCACUACUCAUAUUCCUCCUGAUCCUACUGCUCUUCCUCCUUCCCCUGUCUUGUGUUUUCAGUGGUGGAGUGGUGAACUUUAUCCAGUUAUAACUGGCAAUCAUAAUAGGAGAGCUGGCGUAUGCUUUUGUUUUCUUUGUGUGCGUGUGUGCGCGUGCGUACGUACGUACGUACAUACAUUUGUAUGCACACAGGGUUGUUUCCCUUCUUUAAAUUACCCAUUUUCAUUUUACUUAAGAUUUUUUUAAAUGUUCUUGAAUCAAUCCUGUAUAAAGACCAAUUUUUAAAUGGUCUUUCAACUACUUCUUUGAUAUUGUGUUGUAAAGCGAUUUCAGCACUUGAUGAAUGGAAUUUAAAGUAAAUUUGUAUUUAAUCAAAUUUUAGCACACCUCUGGAUUGAUUUAAAGAAAUAAACAUAUUAUUUGUCCAUUAAAAAAAUCA